GUUUCCAUUUCAGUCGUUAUGAGAUAUAUGCAAAGGCCAAUGCAUAUGAACGUAACAUACUAUGAAUAUACAUGGUUAAGGUACUACGAGAAACACCUUUGGAGAAGUCUAAUUUUUGUUUUGGCUGUCUUGUAAUUUCCUUGGCUUUGCUUUAUUUUGUGUUGUUGUUUAUUCUCUAUCAUAUUUUUUUUACUAAUCAGCGAUGGGAUCAAUGGAAAAGACGGACAAUUAUUGCCAAAGCCGGAAUUCUUGGUAAAAAAAAUGGAAAGCCGAAUUCCGGCUAUUGCCGGAAUAAUAUUUUAGAGAAACUGACAACAUUCGGCAUUUGCACACCCUGAGAUUCUCCCAGCCUUGACCUGAGGAUUAUGUGCACGGAUCUGUUGACUUGUCUCUUCCGAUGAAAUAAUAAUUAAAAAAAUGCUUAUGACAGAUUUUCACUUUUUUAUGGUUCUUUCAUUGAAGAAUGAAGAGUGGGGGGAUCCGGAACGUGGGUAAUCCCGAAAACCUCAAUAUCUACAACAAGAGGUGAGGUGACGCUCUAACGACAUAAUGGCCAUAACGCACAUUGUUGUCUGACUUCCUGUGCAUGGAUCUGUUUGACUUGUCUCUUCCGAUGAAAGAAUAAUUGAAAAAUAAUGCAAAUGACAUAUCUCCUCUUUUUUAUAUGUCCAUGAACGGCGUUCGCGGUUACCCCGUGGCUCGGUAGUGCGGGGUAAUCCUGAAUUUCUGCGUUUUGUACCAUAGCUUUUAAAUGAAUUAUUGAUGUUGAAUAAAGACGUUACAGUCAAUAUGUGUUUUAUCAAAUUAUGUAUUAGUCUUGGAAAAAGGCUCACUUGGAAUCUUCCUAUCACUCUGAUUAAAAAAGUUUUCGUCAUUACCCCACUUUCUCUUAAACCCCAUUCCACAGAGAACAAGACCGCUGAAAGACCUUUGAAAGACCAUGAAUUUUGGUUGAUCUUUCAGAGGUCUCUCAAUGAAACUACAAUGGUCUUUGAGGUCUUACACGAGUCCUGACCAAUCCUUCAGUGGUCUUUGUGGUCUUCAUGGGCUCCAAAACUUUUUGAAACUGUUCAAAACAGUCUUACACCGGUCUUACAGGAAAAUGGUCUUUCAAUGGUCUUUCAGCAGUCUUUCAGCGAUCUUUCGAUGAACUUUCAAAGGGCUUCAUAGUCUUUCAAUGAUCUUUCGGCAGUCUCUCAAGAUUUUUGCGGAGAUCACUGUAAGACUCAUGAGAGAUCAUUGAAAGACCAGGCAAAGUCCAUGGAAAGAAUUCUGAAAGAUCACUUGUUGCAUAAAAGAUCUCUGAAAGACCAUUGAAAGAUCUCUAUAGGACUACUCUAAGACCAGUAAGACCAAAAAUAUCAAUCAGUCUUUCAGAGUACUUUGAGGGGUCUUUCUGAGCCAUUCCACAGAGAUGACAAAUUUCAGUGAUCUUGAAGACCGCUGUAAGACCUCACCAAUUUUAAGUCUUUCAGUGGUCUUUCAAUGGUCUCCGUUCUGUGGACCAUAAUUAAAAUUUCAGAUUUUUUUCUUGACAUGACUAGAUCCCUUUGACUUAUAGAGUCAGAGGAAAGGGGAAUUAAGUGGGGGCUCCAAAUUAAAAAAACUUUGGUCCCUCAAAUUUUGUUUUGUUAAAUUACCAUAUAAAAUCUUACUAAUUUAUACUACUUUAUUAUGCUAUUUUUUAAAUCAUCGAAAAAUACCCUCUCAAAAAAUGUAUUUUUAUAGGGAGAAUUUAAUAUUUUUGACAUUAUGACACUUUCUUCCAGUAGGUGGACUAACGCACAACAGAGGAAGUCCAAAAUGCAUGACUAUAUUCUAUAGAUGGUUUUUAAAGUAUAGUGAUGACUUGUGAAGACAUUCCAACUAUUUUAGAGAUAUCUCAAUGGCCAAUUGAAUGAAAACAAUAAAAUGAUGAAAAUAUGCAUGAUAUUCUAAAUUUGGCUGUUAUGGUACCUUGGCCCAAAAGUUAGUUAAUUUCUUUUAACCACAUUUUGAGAAUGAAUAAAUGUAUUGUAAAUAAAGCAACUUGUGAUAUUUGUAUUUGAUUUUUUUGUUUUGGUUGUGUUUCCUUCAGACUGAUGUCGUCUAUCACAAUGAAGCGAAGGAUGGUCCUAUGGUUCAUAGGGUUUUUCAUUGUUUGGAACAUAGCAACUUAUUUUCUUUUCACUAGACCAGGCAAUACAGACGAUCAUAUGUUCAAGUCUUCCAAAGAGUUUUCAGAGAGGUUGAACAGACUUCAAGGAAGACUCAAAGAUCAGAUGGUUCUUAAUGAACAACUCCUUCAUGAGAUUGAGCAGGAAAAAGUGAAAAUCAUCAACAAGAUUAAAAACAUUCCUGCUGCAAAUGAAGAACACCAACCUCCUAAGCUCAUUAUACAGGAUCAGGAGAAUGAGAAGCCAGCAGAGGAAAGUAAACCUGAUUAUCCAUUUCACACCUAUAAGAUACCAAUCGUUGUCAUUGCAUGCAAUAGACCAUCUGCUAUAAAGCGUAGUUUGAACUCCCUCCUUGAUACCAGGCCAUCGGCAGAGCAGUUCCCGAUAUAUGUCAGUCAGGAUUGCGGUGAUCAGAAGACUGCUAAUGAGAUUAGGACGUUUGGAGACAAAGUUGUUCAUAUGAGGCAACCAGAUCUUAGCCCUAUUGCAAAUCUUCCAGCAAACCAGAAAAAGUUUGAAGGAUAUUACAAGAUAUCCAGGCAUUAUAAGUGGGCCCUUGACCAGAUGUUCAUUAGGAAUUCAUUUGAUGCUGUUAUCAUCGUAGAAGAUGAUUUAGAUGUGUCUGUUGAUUUCUUUGAGUAUUUCUUAGCUACCUACCCUCUCCUCAAGGAAGAUCCCACUCUGUGGUGUGUAUCUGCAUGGAAUGACAAUGGGAGGGACACAAGAAUAGAGAAAAAUCCAGGGUUGCUUUAUAGGAGUGACUUUUUCCCUGGUCUUGGUUGGAUGUUAUUGAGAGAUGCAUGGCUGGAGUUAGCUCCAAAGUGGCCAGCUGGGUUUUGGGAUGAUUGGAUGAGGCUCCCAGACCAAAGAAGAGAUAGAUCCUGUAUACGACCAGAAAUAUCUAGAACGGAUACUUUUGGAAAAUUUGGGGUUAGCAAGGGGCAGUUUUUUGAGCAGCAUCUAAAGUUCAUCACUCUCAACAAAGAAUUUUAUUCAUUUACCACCAAAGAUUUAUCAUAUUUAUUAAAGAAAAACUAUGAUCCUGCAUUUAAAGAGCGAGUUUACGGUGUAGAUGAGUGGACACUCCAGGAAAUUAAGACUAAUCAGGGUCAAGGACCGAGCGAGGUUCGCAUCACAUACACUGAUAAAAACAGCUUUAAGAGUAUUACAAAGGCAUUAGGCAUCAUGCAAGAUUUAAAGUCUGGUGUACCAAGAACAGGGUAUCUGGGGAUAGUGACCUGCGUCUUCAACGGUCAGAGGAUUUACAUUGCUCCUGGGCGGCACUGGUCAGGGUAUCAUGUAGACUGGAGUUAACAAAGGCUCAUCUGAUGAGUGUGUAUGUGGUAUGAUAUAAGCCGAGAUGGUGAGAGAAAUGCAAACAAAAAUGAUGUUGAAGUGUGUGCAGAGUUGAAAGAUUCUUAUCCCUAUAUUCCUAGAAAGUUCAGAGAAAGGUGCUGUGACCUUUGCCAAAUUUGUGGACUUGUCCUGCCCUAUCCAAAGCCUGGUAUACCUAGAACCAGAAACAUGGAGGUAUCUAAGGUGAAAAGUUGAAGGAUGAGUGUGUGCAGAGUUGAUAGAUUUAUAGUUUUGAUAUUCUUUCUUAAAAGGUGCUGUAACAUGUGUGGAUGUAUACCUGGUACUCAAUCAAGAUGGAAAAGCUGGAGUCCAUGCAGAACUGUUUUUGGUUUUGAAAGGGACUAUCAAAAGAUAAGUUUCUUUGAUAAUGAUAAUAAUAAUAAUAGUAACACAGUUCUUGUAUCGCGCAUAUCUCAUUAUGACAUAACGUCCCUGUGCGCUUCCAAAUGACUUGGAUAUUUUUACCUAGGCUUCAGCCCUGCAGCCUUUUUACAGCAUGGAGGCAUUUCAAUGAAUAAAUUCCUGCCGGGUACCCAUUCACCUCACCUGGGUUGAGUGCAGCUCAAUGUGGAUGAAUUUCUUGCCGAAGUAAAUUAUGCCUUGGCUGGGAUUCAAACCCAUGACCCUCUGUUUCCAAAUCAGAAGACUAAUCCACUGGGCCACAACGCUCCAUACAAAGUGGCCACAAUUGCUCCACACACUUGAAGGUCUUGCAUUCAUCCAGAACAGACCACCCAUGCAGAUAGAGGUGGAAAUAUUAGAAAUUCUGCAUGCAAGUUCUGACUUAAUCUCAGUUUCUUAGAACAAGAUAUUUCUGGCUAUGCUGCUUUCAACAAAAGGAAUGACAGUUUUGGAGUAACUUUAGACAGUAGCUGAUGACCUUUCAGUGUUAAAUGGUUUUGUUAUACAUGGCACUAAUUUCAACAGCUACUACCCUUUCAAUCUAAGUUUUCUUGUGUGUCAUUCUUGGCAAUACAUGAUGGAAAGUCAAGAGGAAAAGGUGCCAAUAUUUUCUGUCACAUAUAAGCUUGUUAAGAUAUAUUACUAAGCUCAGCUAAUUUUUGUUAGUGUUCAGACAUGGUGAGACAAAAUAAAAAUUAAUUAUUGCAAAAGGUUGCAUCAACAAAUUGUUAACAUAAUAAUCUUUAUUUCGUGAUGCCUUUUGUCAAAGUAUACAAGGUCAAAGGUUUUUCUGCACAAAUGUGGACAAAAACAAUUUUGUGCUAUUUUUUAAAGAAUAUGAUUGGUUCACACUUGUCUGAGCUAGGCUACAAAAAUGUUUCCUGUGUCUGUGCAUUUUUGAAGGGGGUACAUUAUAUGACAUUGUCUUUGUGUAUAAAAUGUAGCUGAACUUUGUUACUGAGAUUAAUCACAUGUGUGAACAAGCCAUAAGUGGACUUGAAUUCAGUCAGUUGGAGGAAUGGUUCAACUUGCAGGUUAAAAAUCUUGACUGUUUUUGUCUUAAAAUAAUUAUCAAAUAAAUGAUAUAUUUAUGUAACACUAUUUCCAGACUUCAAAUCAUAGCACUGAACUCCUGAAAUAAUUAGAUCAGUGACAUACAACUAUCAAUCAGAAUUGAAAUCUUGAAUCCCCCAAUUAAUUCUUAUUUACUAAAUAGCCAAUUUCCAUAUCAUGGCUUUACUGCAUUGGAUUCCUGCUUUUAUACCAUGUGAUUUGAUUAUUGGCAGGGUGCAGUAUUCAUUGUCAAACAGGCUUCCUACAGUAAAGAGAAAAGUAUUAUCAAACUGAGAAUGAAGAGCAUAUAUGUGGCUAUGUGCUUCUUUGUAUGUAAAAGUUGAGUCUUUAUGUACAGACAGUACCUGAUUGUCAAAAUUGUGUGUGUUUGUGUUUGUCUAUGAUGUACAGAAUACAGAAUAUCUUGCUUUGUGUGCAUUGCAAGAAUGUACACCGAGUGCAAAGAAACUUCAAUGUGUGUACGAUAUGACCAUACAUAGAAAAAAUUGAAUUACAUUUUCUUUAAGAAGCAACCCUAUGGUAUGUACUGCCUUGAAAAUUUAGAAUGUUCUAUUUGAUUUUGAUUUUUCCUCUCUGGAGAAUAUUAAAAAUUAUUUGAGGUUUUUUUUUUUUAUAAAUGGGUGUAGAUAUGGUGGUGUCACACCAUUCAAACUGAACAAUAUGUAUGUACUGCCUGGAAAAUUUAGAAUGUUCUAUUUAAAUUUGAUUGUUUCCUCUCUUCUUGGAGAAUAUUAAAACUUAUUUGAGGGUUUUUUCAUACAUGGUGGUGUAACACUAUUCAAACCGAACAAUAGGUUUGUCAUAGAAAAUGUGAAUUACAUUUUUGUAAGAAAUAAACCUAUGGUAUGUACUGCCUGGAAAAUUUAGAAUGUUCUAUUAAUUUUGAUUGUUCCUCUCUUCUUGGAAAAUAUCAAAAAUUAUUUGAGUUUUUUUUUUUCAUACAUGGGUGUAGAUGUGGUGGUGUCACACUAUUCAAACCGAUAAAUAAGUUUAUCAUAGGCUUUAUACAGGGGCUACCCCAGUGGCGGAUCCAGGGGGAAGGGAGGGCACAGCCGGCCCGUGCCCCCACCCCCCUUUUGAGGAGCAAAAUUAAAAUUUGUAAUGUAAAAAUGCCCCCCUCCCCCAUUUUGAAAUUGAAGACCUUUUUUUUUGCUUGUCAAUUUUUUUUGUGGACGAAAUAUCAGUAAUUUUUGGUUAAGAACCUUUUUUUUUCUUUCUUUUUUUUUGCUUGUCAAUUUUUUCCUUGGAAAAAUGUGCCCCCCUGCUUCUGGAAAAUCCUGGAUCCACCCCUGGGCCACCCAAUGGCAAUAGGGAGUAGUUUAAGAAAUUCCUUCCCAUUUACAACUGGGUUGGAAGUGGCAAGAUAAAUUGAUGUCUUACCUAAAAGACAUUAGUUUUGCAUGGGAUCUGAACCCUAGACCCUGUGGUUCACAGUCCCGGAACUGAUCCAUAUUGCUUCUACCUCUUCUACACCUCCAUAUUGGACCCUAUCUCUCCCCCUUCUGUUACCUGCAGGCUCUGACUGUUUUAUCUAAUCAUUUAUAAGUUGUGUGGGUGUUGAUCAUCAUAUUUAUGAUGUAUGAAACUAAAACUUUGUACAAGUUUUGAUAGUUGGAUAUAAUUUUUAUUGGCUAUGAAUGUCAAUGUAGUAUCCAGUUUUGUAAGGACAUUGAAAUCUUCCUUUUCUUCCUAAGAUUUUAUUUUCUUCAAAUUCAAAUACGUUUUUGUUUUUGUUGUCACUUGUUAUUAAUUAGUCAACUUUUGCGUAGUACUUAAAUUUAUUUACAGAUUGAAGGUGUAUUAUGUUGUGAUGUUUAGUUAAAGGCAUUCCAUGUUGCAUAUCAACAACUGUUUUUUUUGUUUUGCUACUUUAGUUAAAUGUGACCAGUUUUGUAGGAAAUUAUUUCUGUUUGUGAUAUCUGUUGGAGAAAUUUGCAUUUUGGAAGCACAAAAUGAAUUUGUUUAUUUGCAAUUGUAAACUUUUAAAAACUUCUUUUUUAGUCAGGUGUCCCUAUAAAAGUAAAGUGUAUAAUUAGUGUUUGUAACUAUUCUGUUUUAGCAAGUCUGAGGUUCUUCUGUUCCUUUCUUUCUCCAACCCUGAGUCAUGCCUUCUAGAUGUAUGAGUAGUACGAAUCCAUUGUGUUCCUUGGUGUAAUGCUUGUGCUUUAGGAUGUGAUCAAAUGCUCUCUGGAAUAGUAUCAAAGUGAUCAAGUCUCAGGUUGUCCCAUCAAGAUCAUUGUUACAUUGAUCUUGUUCAAAAGCCUGACCAGUGACCAAUGAGAAUUAUUGUUUCAAAUCUGCAACUGAUCCCUAAUCUUGUUAUGUGGUUCUGAUACAGUUGUGACAUGGUCAUGGUACAAUAAUGUACACUUGAUUACACAUUUAGAAUGGGACAUAACUGCAGGUGAAAGGUAUGCUAAUCCAUUUUUUUGACUGGAAGUUACAGUAUGACAAGUGGUAAUAGCCUUACCGUGGCUCUAAAAGACAAACAAUAAAGAAAUUUACUAGAUCAAUGUUUAUUUAUGUUCAUUCUUUGAUAUCUGAUCUAAUAUUGGACAAAGAAAUGAUAGAUACCGAGGACUUGCCUUUUUACCUUCACUGAAUUUUGAGUAUGCUGCAGUGUAUUGUAUUUCUACUAUAUGGGUUUUUUUUCUUUCAAUGAAAGUUAAGUCUUUUAUUUAACCUGUUGUAUUACUGAACUUAGUGACAGUUAUUACAUUAUUUUUAUUUGGAUAUGUUAGUGGUUGCGAAGUAUAAUUUCAAAUGUAAAAAUACUUUCUAUCGACACCCUAUAGUGAGCAAUUCAUCCAUUUAUUGAUAAAAAAGUAUGAUUAAACUUUGACGAGCAGAAAAAGGGAAACCCAACAAAUUUAAAUGUGAAGGGGGGGGGGGGGGUUGUUAGAUGAAUUCAAUGAUAUAAAUCAUGCAUGUGUAUAAAGGGAUGUGAUUAUUUCAUGCAAAUGUACAGCAGUUAAUGUCAAUAGAUCUUUGGGAACAGUGAGCUGUAUAUUUCAGAAAUAUAUAUUUUAAGAAUUUACAA
This is a messenger RNA of Lytechinus pictus (painted urchin), 8028 nucleotides long. Its product is annotated as alpha-1,3-mannosyl-glycoprotein 2-beta-N-acetylglucosaminyltransferase-like. Gene Ontology annotation, biological process: protein N-linked glycosylation. Gene Ontology annotation, cellular component: Golgi apparatus. Lineage: Eukaryota; Metazoa; Echinodermata; Echinoidea; Temnopleuroida; Toxopneustidae. Gene Ontology annotation, molecular function: alpha-1,3-mannosylglycoprotein 2-beta-N-acetylglucosaminyltransferase activity. The coding region runs from base 2082 to 3470 and encodes 462 amino acids. The transcript is spliced from 11 exons. The record is from RefSeq and is a predicted model, not a curated record.